Molecule: messenger RNA, 3857 nt
Organism: Periconia digitata
Lineage: Eukaryota; Fungi; Ascomycota; Dothideomycetes; Pleosporales; Periconiaceae
Source: the annotation of a GenBank genome assembly
UCUGAAACACAUAUCCCCAGAGUCUGUACAGCAACUCCAAUCUUGAUGCGCAAACAGAAUGGCGCUCGUUUGCGUCGUCUCUCCUUCACCGAGCGGGUUGAUGUAGUGCUGUCAUGUUGCCAGGUGAGACAAGACUUACCCAAACACACUAAACCCAGGCGCUAAGCACAGCGGGACCAAACACGGCCCACCUGCAACAACAACACCAUCAACGUUAUAUCAACACGCCCACCCUAUGCAGCCCCGCUUCACCCUCCCACAAUAACACCCGCGCAACCAUGGAGGAACAGACGAACACCCUCCUCGCGGCGCUGAAGAAGCCGUCCACGCCCGUCGAGGCGCGGCUGUCCCAGUUCACCACCCUGAAGUCCGGCAUCAAACACAACCGCGUGCCUGAGAGCUGCCAGGCUCCCAUCUUUGAGUGCAUUCGCCUUGCCAUCAGCGCCACCACCUCCGCCGCCCUUGUCCAGGCCGGCUUCUCGACCCUAUCACACUUCCUGAAGCGACUCCAAUUGCAGAAGGAAACCUCCAUUAUCACUCACCAGUCCCACAGGCUGCUCCCCUUGCUCGUUGACAAACUCGGAGAUGCUCGUGAUAGCCACCGUCAAGCCGCUGCGCAGCUACUGGGCGACCUCCACCAGCUGUGCAAUCUUGAGGUGGAUGAAGCGAUGCACAAUGCCAUGAAAUCAAACAACGCUCGCGCCAAGGAGGUGUCGAUGCAAUGGCUAGUAAAGAUGAACAAGACCGAGGGUCUUCCCUUCCGUAGUUACAGCGGCCAGCUGGUCGCGAACUUGGAAGACGCCGACGCAGGCGUGCGCGAAACUGCAAAGACCUCCGUAGUGGAAUUAUUCCGUACCGCCCCAGAGGUCGCCAAAGUGAAUCUGAGGAAACAACUCAUUGCCCUUAAUGUUCGCAAAACCAUUGCAAACUACAUCACUUCCCACCUCGACGAUGCACCGGCGCCUGCGGAACCCGAGAUGCUGCCCCCACCACCACCUGUUCGGCCUAUAGCCGCCGGUCGCGCCGCGACUCUACAGCCUGACGUUGGGUUCGCAGAUAGCUUGAACGUAGAGGUGCCUCCUCCAAGCGAGCCUGUCUCUAUGGAUCCUUUGCAGAUCUACACGCAACGAGAAUUGGACGAUAUCUUCCGCGAAAUGGCCCCGCAUUUCGAGGGGAGAGAAUCGGAGCAGAACUGGCUUCACCGAGACAAGAGUGUGACCAAACUGAGGCGCAUAACAAAGGGCAAUGCCCCCUCAGAAUUCCCCGUCGCUUUCGCGGCAGGCAUCAAAUCCCUGUUGGACGGUAUAUUGAAAGUUGCAAACUCCCUUCGAACCACCAUGUCGACAAAUGGUUGUAUGUUAGUCCAAGAGCUGGCAAAAACAGUCGGAUCGAUGAUGGACCCAUGGGCAGAGAUAUUGCUACAGACUUUCAUCAAGAUGUGCGCUGCGACAAAGAAUAUCGCAGCACAGAACGGUAGCGCAACCGUGGACGCCAUUUUUUCCAAUGUGACCUAUUCGAGCCGUUUGAUGCAACACAUUACUUUUGCUUCACAGGAUAAGAACGUACAACCACGAGCAUUCUCUGCUAGUUGGGUUAAGACCCUCAUUCGUAAGCACAAGUCACACAUUGAGCAUUCAGGAGGGUUAGAAUCACUCGACAAGAUCAUGAGGAAGGGCGUUACGGACGCCAACCCAAAGGUGCGCGAGGCGUAUCGAAGCGCCUACUGGACAUUUGCUCUUGUUUGGCCGCAGAAAGCUGAAGCCAUGUUUGAAUCGUUUGACAAGAGGGAGAAAUCCGGGUUGGAGAAAGACCCCAAUAAUCCAAAUGCAUCCGCUCUUGCGUCCCAGACCAGUGUGUCCAACUUCUCCAAGUCUGUUGGCGCUGGCACCGGAGCUGCCCGUGAUGCAUUGAAGGCAAAGAUUGCCGAACAACGAAGACUAAAAAUGGCAGCUGCGAAAAAUGGUCCGGAUCGUCCCAGCUCUGCUCAAGCUAGCUACACGCCUGCGAAAUCGCAAUCGUCCAAGUCCGUAUCUCGAACUGCUUCGAACACAUCUACAGCUUCAUCGGGUACUGCUCGGCCGCCAUCUGCAAUGGGGAGCUCGACAAAAUCCGUUGCUACGAAUGGUUCCGGAUCUCUGAUGAGCGGUACAGCGCGGCGACCUAUCCGGCCACGACCUGAACUCCAUAGACCAGCGACAGCAGAUCCGUAUGCUGUUCGACGUAAUAACGGCAAGGUCACACCCUCUAUGACCCCAGAAAAGACCCCAUCAGCAACAACUGCGAAGAAGUCCGUCGCACCUAAGAGUACCGUGCGGGCGCGUUCGCAGACACAAAACAGCCCUAAUAUUAGUCCUAUUAGAAGUAAGUCUAGGCUUGGGGAGUCCGCGACGCACAAGAAGGUACCCAGCAUUGGAUCGCGACAUGGCAGUCCGGCUGUCAGUCCGUUGAAAGACGAAGACCUCACCAUGGUAAAGCCAUUUGUUCGAUCUCAGAGUCACCACCAGCCAGGAAGCGUCAUUCCAUUCCGCCAACGACAUGGUUUGGAAACCACGACGACUAUUGAUAAUGAAGCGAUAGAUACUGCAGAGGAUGAGAACUUCACAAUGGUCAUUCCCAAUCUUGGUCGACCUCCCUCGCAGCCGGCGCAGCAGACCCCACCAAAACCGAUGCCAUCUCCUGGACGCUUGGCGCCUGGAAGCCCACGUGGUUCACCAAUGAGGAGUGCUCACUCUAUGAACGAUAUCAGUUUGGAACGAAGCAUCCGCAUGCGAUCUCCAGACCGUCCGAGUACCCGCGGCACCGACGCACAAGACGAAGUUCACGUAUACGAAGAUCCUUUCGUUGGCGAGGAACCAGCUGCGCUCCAAGACGGCGAGAAGCCUGUUCUGGAAGAGCUUCCUCUCAAUGAGAAGAGCGCCGAACGCAGGAACAGUAAUGAGAGCUCAAACAGCACGGAUAUGAUGGGCGAAGCGAGUGAGGAGCCGGUACGCGGACACCACAAGACCACAAGCACAGGUAGUGUGAUGCACGCUGGAAGCAACGAGCCAAGCGGGCCAGAGGUUCUUAAGAACCGGCAGUUGCUUGCAAGUGGGAUCAAAAAGAUUGCGAGCCGAACAGUCGAAGCACACAUGUUCCGCCGCCUACAAGAUCUAGUCAAGGCGAACCAGGACAUUUGGGGACCGAAUGACGAGAAAUUCGGCGAGCUGCUUCUAGCCUGCCUCGACUUCCUCGAGACCCCUUGUGAGGAACUCAAGAUAGCGCCAAUGAAGGCCGCCAAUCUGAAAGUUCAGGCUCUAGCAACCAUUCGGGCAAUGCUGUCACUAUAUCGCAAAGAAACGGCAAAGUAUUUCUCCCGAGUUUUGUGCACGCUUCUUCAGACCAAGGCUCAGUACGAGAAUACCUCGCACAUUGCGAUCGAUCUCGAGACUACAGCGGACGAAAUUGUUAAGUACGGUCAACCUGCCGACUGUUUGGAGGCUGUCUUAUCACUCAUCGAGGAGACACCAUCUUCCACGCCAUCGUCCUCACCUAAUUCCAAGUCAUCCACUGGCUCCGCGGUAUCUGUUUCGACACGCACGACGACCAUGGCUCUCAGUAUUCUGUCGUCCCUGAUCCAGAUGUCCAGCGCCAAGAAUGUCGAUCUUCAGCCCGAACAGACUGCUCGCGUGGGGAGACUGGCUGUGCGAUGCCUCGAUGACACAGACUCUGAUGUGCGCAAAGCAGACAUUGACGUGUGCGUCUCCCUCCACGAGCGUAUUGGAGGCGAGAAAGAGGAGUUUUGGAAGGCGGUCGCGGGGGCGAGAGAACAGCAUUUGAACCUGUUGACAUACUAUCUUGCCAAGAGGGCAAAGGCGUAA